Molecule: messenger RNA, 3018 nt
Organism: Annulohypoxylon maeteangense
Lineage: Eukaryota; Fungi; Ascomycota; Sordariomycetes; Xylariales; Hypoxylaceae
Product: fungal-specific transcription factor domain-containing protein
Exons: 7
Coding region: 495-2423 (642 amino acids)
Biological process (GO): regulation of DNA-templated transcription; DNA-templated transcription
Cellular component (GO): nucleus
Molecular function (GO): DNA binding; zinc ion binding; DNA-binding transcription factor activity, RNA polymerase II-specific
Source: RefSeq, a predicted model, not a curated record
UGAUCUUUCCCAUAUCCAUUGGCCAUUAAAAUACCUUGCCUUUCUUAUUAUUCUUGCUCGAGUGCUUCCUCCAAACUCCAAGGACUACUACAUAGUACGUAACUUGUAACUUUCAAGGUUCGUAACUAAUUCCUUCCCAUCUGAAAUUUAACAUUUGACACUUGACAUUUGGCACUUGCCAUUCGCCAUUCAAUGUUCGUCAUUUUUCCAAUUCCUCUCGAUCCUCGUUCCCCAUAUUAAUUUUUCCCUUUUACCUCGAAAGAGAUAAGAGAAAAAAAAAGUCUUGGCUUCUCCCCUCCAACAGUCACUUUAUGUUUCUUUAUAUCCAUCCAUUCCCAUUUUCCACAUCCGACCUUGUUCCAAUUGAAUAGGACUAGAAGGACGAUCGGCCCUUAUUCCCGGAUGCGCCAACCUGCAGUUCUAUGUUCAGCCUCAAUUGAAUCCUUCCGGCCGGGUUUGCAUACGGUAUAAAUAGAGAGACACGAGCAACGCGCAUGUCGUCAUCGCAGCGCCCGACCGAUUUGUCGUACGGCAGCGGAGGACGUUCUGGGAAUUCUGCCAAUUCUGUCAAUUCUAAUUGCAGUUCAUCCAAUUCCGCAUUGUCGCCAAUAGCCAUCUUAACCCCGACUUCCGCGAGUACUCUUUACGCCUCUCCCGAUUCGGCAAACGGCCAGCAUUUCUUUGGUGCCAAGUCAGAACCCGAAGAUGGCGACGGCGCCGGCAGCGGGGAGAGCGUCACCGCUAUCCCUUCCUAUGCCGAACCGCUCAAGAAGAAACAGAAACGCAACAAGCCAACGCUGUCAUGCUAUGAAUGCGUCGAGCGAAAGACGAAGUGCGAUAGAGGUAGACCUCAUUGUUUAGCAUGCAUAAAACGACAGACGGAAUGCAAGUAUGCGCACGUUGCGAAUCUCCUUGAGGAGACAUCUCGGUCGGCAACCAAUGGCCGCAGGAUGACGAAACCGCCGAAGAAGAAGGUGACGAUGAACGGAAUGAAGCCUUCGAUUCCAAAUAUCGCAGAAAGAGGUAUUCUCACCGGUCGCAUCGCUUCUCGUGGGUCCGUAGCAUUAUCCACAGGACUCCUCUCUAACGUAUCUUUAUCCCACCCAACAGCAUCAAAUGUCUUUGGGAUAGGCUCAGAACAUCCAUUUGCCAACUACUGGACUUGCGAAGGUGGGCUUCCGGAGGUGAUUGGGGUACUCCCUGAGAAGCUGCAAGCCGACAUUUUGUUAAGUCAAUAUUAUGAAUGCGUUGACCCCAUCUAUCCAAUAAUCGAUCGGCGCACUUUCUACCUCGAGUACGAACAUUUUUGGUCGCUCAGGGAUUCGGAGAAGACCGACGCCGCCUUCGUAGGUCUGCUUUUCACCAUGAUGGCCCUAGGAACACAAUUCGUUUCAACUACCAACCCUAAAGACCGUAAACAAACAUCCGAAUUCUAUGCCUCGGCAGGCAAUCAAGCCUUACGCAUGUUCUCCUAUCUGAAUACUGCGUCUUUGCAUUCUGUCCAAGCCAUGGUAUUGGUUGGCUACUUUCUAAUAAACGAUAACCAUGCCUCGGAUGGCUGGGCGUUUUCGGGCCUAUUAUUGAGACAAGCAUAUGCGAUGGGCCUGCACAGAGACCCAAAUAUAGUCACACCAAAUGCUAGCGAAUUCGAAAAGCAGCAGCGGCGCAAGCUUUGGCAAGCCGUGCUUGUCCAGGAUACAUUUCUGACGGUCCUAUUAUCUCUACCUCCCAACGCUACGCAUACUGAUGUUAAAGUGGAAGAUUUCCACGACGAUCCAGCUGGAUUUGGCGACGCAAGUCCCACUGACAUAGCAUAUAUCCGAGGUUCUUGGAUGUUAGCAAAUCUGGUUCAGGAAACCAUCUCUAGUCCUCGGUCUCUCGAUGUACCCAUCUGCUCUACGCAAAGGCAGAAAUCGAAACUUGUCGCCGACUUUCGCGCAGUGUACCGUUCAUUUCCCGAUGUCUUUCGGUCUUGGGAUCAAGAGAGUAUUGCACAGCUCGCAUGCAGCAACAAACGUGUCGUUAGACAAACACUAUUUUUGAGUAGUAACUACUAUCAUAAUCUUAUGCUAGUACAUGCUUCCGAAAGCCCAGACGUCCCCGUUAACGUCAGAGCGACACUAGAAGCCGCACACGAGGCAAUCACUUCAUUCUUCGUGCUUUUUACACUUUUCGAUACGGAAGCACGAGUGUGGUGGGUCUUCCACCAUAGGGCGUUCUUAGAGGCGCUGUGCAUAGGUGGCGUUUUACGGGAGGCCGGAAGAGAUCCCGCUACUGCGGACCAAUUUCUGAGAGAUCCGUUGUUCGCAAGGGCGAAAGCGGACAUAACUCGCAUGGUACAAAUUAUGAAGAUAAUGGCUGACGGUGAAUAUGGCUCGGAUGAUGCUAGGACAAGAGUAGCUGUCUUGAGCGAAUUUCUGUAAAUUACGAUAAUCUACGAGACCUUGUUAGAUAAUGGGCUUGUACAUAACUUCAUAUGUACAUUGAUGAUAUUCUAGGUACAUAUGCGCUGGAGUUAACUGAGAUGGGCUUGUAAUUAGUUGCAGUGUUAAAAUACUGGUUAGCAUAAGAUAUCAUUGAUGUGUUUUUUUCUAUACUUGGUUGGCCUGGUUCUAGCUAGGAUCUAGGUACUAAUUUCGUCUAAAAGCGAAUGGUGUGGCAAGUCUUCACGAAGCUCAAACUUCCCUCUUCAUAAACACUACUAACAUUGAAGAAGGUUCACAAUGCGACAAUGGAUCAAAUCAAUAAUCGGAUCUGGAGAAUUCCACAGUCACUGCAGUCAUAUUAUUCUAAUAUAUGAAUAAGUGGACAAAGAGCAAAACGACAAAAAGAAAAACGUACAACACCAGGGAUUCGCUGGUCGUCACCGACCCAACUACUGAUCCGGCGGUAUCUGGCUUGUCCAGGGGAGAGCGGACGGGAUCCCGAAUUUUCCAGGUCCUAUGGUCGUACGUGGAAGGAUAGCUCAUUACUUUUCUCUAUAAGGCGGAGACUUGGAACUAGCACUGAUAAAUGAUG